Cheilinus undulatus (humphead wrasse) is the source of this 784-nucleotide messenger RNA. It is a transcript of the gene mrpl54, whose product is annotated as mitochondrial ribosomal protein L54. Gene Ontology annotation, cellular component: mitochondrial large ribosomal subunit. The coding region runs from base 99 to 488 and encodes 129 amino acids. The record is from RefSeq and is a predicted model, not a curated record. NCBI's taxonomy places the organism in Eukaryota, Metazoa, Chordata, Actinopteri, Labriformes, Labridae. Gene Ontology annotation, molecular function: structural constituent of ribosome. The transcript has 3 exons.
UGGCGUAAAUGGCGAAGCAGUGAGCGGAAGUAAGAGGGACCACGAAUGUCAAAGUAGAGCAUGCAAGGCUUCGUUUUUGAGUAACCAAGAGUACAAAAAUGUCAGGCAGCAGUUUAUUUAGGAUAGUCAAGCAAGCAAGAUUAAUCAGAACCAACACAUUAAACAGAAUACAGGCCUGCGGAUAUGCGAAGAAAGUCGCGGCUAAAGGGAAAGGUAAAGGCAUGGUUAAAGAGGAAUUUAAGGGUCCAGAGGUAUGCAGAGACCCUGUUAGACUGACUUCUUACGCUGUAGGCGUCAACAUCUUCAAGCAAGGUGAAGAUCCUCCACUGAAACCCCCUGAGCAGUAUCCAGAGUGGUUGUUCCAGUUGAACCUGGGACCCCCCAAGAAGUUAAAUGAGCUAGAGUCUGACUCUCGGGAGUACUGGAAGCGUCUUAGGAAGGAAAACAUUUGGCGUCACAACAAACUCCAUAAAGGGAAGAAGUUUUGAGACUUCACUGGACUCAUUUUUUCUGUAUGUUGGAUAUCUCGGUGGUAUCUCAGUGGAAUUGACUGCCCAACAUGGUCCGUGUUCAGAGGCAGAAUUUAGCUAUUUCAAUAAAAUGCCAUUUCAACUAGUCUCUGCUCUCUAUCUACUUGUUUUCAAUCUCUCAGCAUAUUCUUUGACCCUCUUAGUAUGUACAUGAUUCUUUUACAGCAGGCAAUAUUUAUCCUGUAAACCUUGACAUUUGAGUGCUUAUUUUUUCAUAUCUUACUUUAUGUGAAAUAAACACAAAAUUAACCUUG